GAUGAUUCUCAAUAACCACUUCCAAAUUGGCAUCAAAAUGAUGUAGAACACAUUUACAUAAUGUUUCCGGCAUAUUAGUCUGUUGGAAGCUGCCCCGAACGAUAUAUGAGUCGUGAUGGCGUCGAUAUCUUAUCAACCUCAGAAGAUUGAUUACCCCUCACUCCGUCAGGCACAAUAAAUACACACUCUACACAAAAUGUAUGUAUCAAGAAUGUCAUAAAUGCAGAAGCAAGUACCAUAUGAACGGUGUCGAUAGUGUUAUCUAUCGCGAUACAAAUUGCUACUAUUUCAUUGGUGGGCGGAUGUACUCAUACGAUUGAGUCAUAGGACUGCUUGCUAGCUACCAUGCAAUCCAUCUAUUGAUAUCGGUCGUAAGAUACAACUCUAACAUUGCGAAUUUUAAAUCCAGCAGAUCUUAUAUCACUUAAUUCAUCACUCUUCCCAGCAGUCCCAAUCAUGGGUCUCCUCGAGAAUCUCUCGAGUCAAUUAACUACAGAUCCCUUCAUAGUCCUCCUCACAACCAUAACCCUAUUCCUGCUCCUCCGCUCCACCUACCGCUGCACCCUGCAUCCCCUCUCCCACAUUCCCGGGCCUCUCAUCCCAAAACUCACUUCCCUUUGGCUACACUACCACGCCUACAUCGGCGACGAAGCAAGCACAAUCCACAAACUCCACGCCCAAUACGGCACAAUAAUCCGCGUCUCCCCCACGGAAAUCGACAUCGCAGACGCAGACGCCAUAACACCAAUCUACAUAACCAAAGGAGGAUUUCCCAAAGCUCCUUGCUAUGCCAAUUUCGACGUAGAUGGACAUAAAACGAUUUUCUCGACUACAGAUGUCGAGUUUAGGGCUCCGAGGGCGAAAGCGGUCAUGCCCUUAUUCUCGACUAAAUGUAUUAGGGAUAGUGAGAUUGCGUUGUAUGGAUGUGUGAAUAAUUUGGUGAGGAGAAUGAGGGAUGAAGCUAAAGGGGGGGAACCGGUCAAUUGUCUGAAUCUUGCGCGGAGUUUGGCUCUAGAUGCUAUUUCUACGCAUUUGUUCUUGGAGAAUUAUAAUGGGACUUUGGAAAAAGGAGAAAAGCUUUCGGCUUCUGCGUUUGUGGAUGCUUUUGUUGCUGUGGGAAGAUUUUUUUACUUGCCUAAUACGGCUUUUGUUUGGUUAUCAUGGCUCGUGGAGAAGCUCGUGAUGGAUUCACAUACUGAGAAUUCUAUCAAGUUGGUGGAUCAAUUUGUUGAUAAUCUUGUGGAAUCUACUCCAAAGCAGAGUCAGAAUUAUCCCGGUCGAUUGCUCAAUAUGGGAUUCAGCAAGUCGGAAGUCAAGGCUCAUUGUAAGGAUCUCAUGUUUGCAGGAACAGAUUCUACGGGUAUGAAUCUCGCGACCAUAUUUCGACAAUUAGUCCUAAAUCCCGAGAAGUAAGUUAUCCCUUUCCUAUUAAUAAUCCGAGGUAAUCAUUUACAAAAACCACAGGUAUGAAAUCCUCCGUGCUGAAAUCAUGGAAAAUGUAAAUUCGAGACAUAAACAAGAAAUUCAAGCUCUACCCUAUCUCUCCGCAGUAGUAAAGGAAGGUCUACGCAUCAGCAUGGCAAAUCCAACUCGUCUACCUCACAUUGUUCCUACAGGGGGAUGGACAUUCAAAUCCGUCUAUUUCCCCGCUGGAAGCAUUGUAGGAUGUUCAGGCUACGAGCUCCAUUUCAACGCAGAAGUAUUUCCCAAUCCUCAUGAAUUUCAGCCCGAAAGAUGGCUAGAGGGAAAUAUUACAGCUGAAGCAAAUAAAUAUUGGUUUGCCUUUGGUGCGGGUAGUAGAGCAUGCAUUGCGAGGAAUCUUGCUACGGUGGAACUUCUUAUGGCGGUGGAGAAGGUGGUCGAGAAUGAUGUUUUGAGGGGUGCGAGGGUUUGUCAGGAGAGAGUGGAGAUAUUUGAGUGGUUUAAUUCGAGUGUCAAGGGUGAGAAAAUGGAGUUGAUUUGGAGCUGAGAGGUUUUUGAUCGGUGUUGGUUACCCAAGAUAACUAAUGUAUGUAAAUACUUUAAUG
This is a messenger RNA of Sclerotinia trifoliorum, 2027 nucleotides long. Lineage: Eukaryota; Fungi; Ascomycota; Leotiomycetes; Helotiales; Sclerotiniaceae. The record is from the annotation of a GenBank genome assembly.